This is a messenger RNA of Acanthochromis polyacanthus (spiny chromis), 2405 nucleotides long. RefSeq names its product neuronal acetylcholine receptor subunit alpha-10-like. Gene Ontology annotation, cellular component: neuron projection; synapse; postsynaptic membrane. The transcript is spliced from 7 exons. The record is from RefSeq and is a predicted model, not a curated record. Gene Ontology annotation, biological process: monoatomic ion transmembrane transport; signal transduction; regulation of membrane potential. Lineage: Eukaryota; Metazoa; Chordata; Actinopteri; Pomacentridae. Gene Ontology annotation, molecular function: transmembrane signaling receptor activity; acetylcholine-gated monoatomic cation-selective channel activity. Bases 1 to 1650 code for a protein of 549 amino acids.
AUGGAAACGCUGCCGGGCUUGUUUGGAUCUCGUUCCCGGCUGAAGGUGUCGGACUCAGAAACAAGCCCACUGUUGUCACUGCAGAACCUUUCUAAUCCAACAGAACUCUGUUUAGCGGCUCACGGUCGUUUCGCCCAGAAGCUGCUGACUGACUUGUUCUCCAACUACACCAACGCCUUGAGGCCGGUGGAGGACACCGACUACAUCAUCAACGUCACGCUGCAGAUCACGCUGUCUCAGAUCAUCGACAUGGAUGAGAGGAACCAGAUCCUGACCACCUACCUGUGGGUCCGCCAGGUGUGGAUGGAUGCCUACCUGACCUGGAAGAAGGAGGACUACGACGGCCUGGACACCAUCCGGAUCCCCAGCAGCUACGUGUGGAGGCCAGACAUCGUUCUGUACAACAGUGCAGACGAUGAGUUCUCCAGCUCCAUGGAGACCAACGUGGUUCUACGUAACGAUGGCCAGGUGAUGUGGGACCAGCCGGCCAUCACUAAGAGCUCCUGCUCCGUGGACGUGGCCUUCUUCCCCUUCGAUGUUCAGCAGUGUCACCUCACUUUCGGCUCCUGGACCCACAACGGCAACCAGAUGGACCUGAUCAACGCCCUGGACAGCGCCGACCUGGCCGACUUCGUCCCCAACGUGGAAUGGGAGGUUCUGGGCAUGCCGGCUAAGAAGAACGUCAUCCUGUACGGCUGCUGCUCGGAUCCGUACCCAGACAUCACCUUCACCCUCCACCUGAAGAGACGAGCCUCCUUCUACAUCUUCAACCUUCUCAUCCCCUGCAUGAUGAUCUCCUUCCUGGCUCCGCUGGGCUUCUACCUGCCGGCCGACUCGGGCGAGAAGGUUUCUCUGGGCGUCACGGUGCUGCUGGCGCUGACGGUGUUCCAGCUGCUGGUGGCCGAAAGCAUGCCGCCUUCCGAGAGCGUCCCGCUGAUCGGAAAGUACUACAUCGCCACCAUGACGAUGGUCACUGCAUCGACGGCCCUCACUAUCUUCAUCAUGAACAUCCACCACUGCGGUCCGGAGGCGCGUCCCGUCCCCGAAUGGGCCGAGCGCUUCAUCUUGAACCACCUCGCUCGCAUCUGCUUCGUCAGCGAGGUCGGCAACAACUGCCUGAGCGGCCGGUCGUCACGGAAACAGCCGCUGUCCCAGGAGGAGUCGGACGCUCCAUCGGCCAACGGCGGCAGCAGAGGGACCAACUGGGACGUUAACGGACAGGUGUGGGGAGGGCGGAGCGAGGAGCAGGGGGCGGGGCCGGAGGCGACCAAUCAGACGGACUGGAAGGAGGACCUGUUCGUCACCGUCGACCACUCAGAGGAGAAAGGAGCCACCGGAGGAGAAGAGCGAGCCGAGGAGGAGUGGAGCAGCGAUGGAGAGAUGGUGGAGGAGAAGAAGGGCGUUGGAGGUGAAGGAGGAGGAGGAGCUGGGAGGAAGGAGAUCCUGGUGAAGACCCAUUGUGUCUGCCAGCAUCAUGGACUGAGGAAGAACGUGGAGUACAUCGCCAGCUCCUACCAGGACCAGAAGACCGCUCAGCUGCGCAUCGGAGAGUGGAGGAAGGUCGCCAAGGUCAUGGAUCGCUUCUUCAUGUGGCUCUUCUUCAUCAUGGUCUUCUUCAUGAGCAUCCUCAUCCUGGGAAAAGCCAUCUGAGUCCAGCUGUCGGUUUAGCUCCAUCAAGGAUGAAGUCAGAGUUUGGUUUUCCUGAAACAAAUGAAGGUUUGAUGGGAUUAAAGGUCCGACUCCACGUUUUUAACCUGCUGUCUCUGAAACAGUUUGUAGGAAAAUGUUCCAAUAAAACCAUCACUGAUUUUAGGAAACCUUUGGAUCCGCUCCACUGAAGAUGACUGUGAUUGGUUUAAAGAAACAGAAGCAGGUCUUUAGUGAGGUGCAGUCAGACCAUUCUGCAACAGGAACUCACUUUGAAAAUAUCUCAUAAAACAUGUAGAGAUUAGGAUUAAUUAACUCCAUCUUUAACUGCAGAUCCAUCCAUUCAUCCUCUAUACACCGUUUUAUCCUCACUAGGGUCAUGGGGGGUGCUGGAGUCUAUCCCAGAUGACUCGGGUGAAGGCAGGGGACACCCUGGACAGGUCACCAGUCUGUCACAGGGCUAUAAACUGCAGAUUCUGAAGAGAAUUUUCUCCAAUUUUAACCCUCAAACUAAGUUCAAAAGACAAAUUGUUUACUUUUCCUUUUAAGGAGCUCAUGACGUUACAGUAAACAUUUGAACUUUUCCCAUGAAUUCCAACUAUAUUUUCAGAUAAUGCUCACCUUCCGCCUGGGAAAUUUGCACCAUUAAAGCUGCUGUCCGGAGUUUGAAUCGCAGCGUCUCCCAAAACACUGUUGGUCCCUCCCUCUGAUUUCGCCCCUUUAUUUGUGCACACGCGCAGUACAUGAGAGAAGUGCCC